GCCUUUAACACAGCGCAGCCUGCUUUCUGUGCAUUUGCAUUAGAGGCAACACAGGAUACACACUCACAUGUGCAUACUCGUAACCACUCACACACUCAAUCAUAUCUCAAACUGGAGUUGGAGUGAGGAAACAGAAUGUCAGGGAAGGAAGCACUGAAGCCAGUGGGAAAGCAGAAUUUGCCUCAAGUCUGCAGAGCUCUUUUCUGACCCACUCUACAGGAGGUCUCAGAGAGAAGUUUGGAUUCAUAAAAGCAGGUCUUUCAGAGUUCCAGCAUCUACUGCCACCAUCAAGCUGAAGGAGGACACAUCGUCAGGUUUACCACACACAUAGACCACAAGGAAAUAUGAGUCUGUCACAGACCGGGACACUGGAGAAGACGGAGCAGGCCCUCUCUGACCCAGGCUCCCCCUCCAGAGUGGGGUCAGGGGUCGUGGUGCCGCCUCCAUACUCUCUGGGCGGCAGCGAAGCCGCUGAACCCCCCCUGGAGUUAAGAGGCUCUCUGGACUGCUGGGCAUGCUCUGUGCUGGUCACUGCACAGAAUCUGAUCAUAGCACUAAUCAACGGCGGGCUGGCCAGCAUCAUAUUUGGCACCAUCCUCACCCCUGCUCUUGUCAUGAUCAUAUUCGGCUUCCUCUGCCACUCCGCGGUGCAGCCCCAUGGAACAUCUCUGUAUUGCUCAGACGUGCUGGAUGACGCCGGCUGCGUGGCUCUUCUGGUUGUGGGCUUUCUGUUGCUCACCCCUCUGCUGGUCCUCGCACUCGCCGCCUACUGUCGCCUGGCCCGACACCUCCAGCUGGGAAUGUGUUUCAUUCCCUACAGCCGCGCCGUCUACAAGAACCUGCCCCCCUCACGCCACCGGAAGGCUGAUGCAGGAGGCUGCUGUGGCCAGCAGGGAGCUUCAGAGAGGGAGGGGAAGGGUAGCGUAUGGGUGUAAGAGAGGAGAGGAGUAUCCCUGUUUAAUGAUGAGAGUUUGAGUCUGGCUCUUUCUUUAUUUUUUGAAGCCAAUUUCCACUGUGUUUCUAUUUCUAAAGCCAUUGUAAAAACCCAUCAUAUUUCAUCAUUUAUAGUGUUUGUUUAAAAGUCAAUAUUGCUUUUUCUAUGCAUUUCCAAUGCAUUGAAUGUAUUUUAUACCUUUUUAAAAUAAAGUGUAAAUCGACCUGU
Molecule: messenger RNA, 1162 nt
Organism: Sander lucioperca (pikeperch)
Lineage: Eukaryota; Metazoa; Chordata; Actinopteri; Perciformes; Percidae
Gene: tmem88a
Product: transmembrane protein 88 a
Exons: 4
Coding region: 345-935 (196 amino acids)
Cellular component (GO): plasma membrane
Molecular function (GO): PDZ domain binding
Source: RefSeq, a predicted model, not a curated record